CGAGCCGCGGACCCGACCCGCUCCAGCCACGCCCCCUCCACCCACUGCAGGCGCGGCCCGAGCGCUGCCCAGUUGACUUUUUCACCAUGAUCCCCUGCAGAGCAGCACUGUCUUUUGCCCGAUGUCUGAUCAGGAGAAAAAUCGUCGUCAUGGACGGCCUAGAAGAUUCCAAAUUAAGCCGUUGCUUAUCCACCAUGGACCUCAUUGCCCUGGGGGUUGGAAGUACCCUCGGUGCUGGGGUUUACGUCCUGGCUGGGGAGGUGGCCAAGUCGGAUUCAGGCCCCAGUAUCGUCCUGUCCUUCCUCAUCGCCGCCCUGGCUUCGGUGAUGGCCGGCCUCUGCUACGCUGAAUUUGGGGCCCGAGUUCCCAAGACGGGGUCCGCCUAUCUGUACACAUAUGUUACCGUUGGAGAGCUGUGGGCCUUCAUCACCGGCUGGAACCUCAUUUUAUCCUAUGUGAUAGGUACAUCAAGUGUUGCAAGAGCUUGGAGUGGCACCUUUGAUGAACUUCUGAACAAACAGAUUGGCCAGUUUUUCAGGACGUACUUCAAUAUCAAUUAUACCGGCCUUGCGGAGUAUCCAGACUUCUUUGCUGUCUUCCUCAUAUUGCUUCUAUCAGGUCUUCUAUCUUUCGGGGUAAAAGAGUCUGCUUGGGUGAACAAAAUCUUCACAGCUGUCAACAUCCUGGUCCUUCUCUUUGUUAUGAUUGCUGGGUUUGUGAAAGGAAACGUGGCCAACUGGAAGAUUAGUGAAGAAUUUCUCAAGAAUAUAUCAGCAACUGCCAGAGAGCCGCCCGCUGAAAAUGGAACAAGUCUCUACGGGGCCGGUGGCUUCAUGCCGUACGGCAUUGCGGGAACGUUGGCCGGGGCUGCAACCUGCUUUUAUGCCUUUGUGGGAUUUGACUGCAUUGCAACAACUGGUGAAGAGGUCCGGAACCCUCAGAAAGCUAUUCCUAUCGGAAUUGUGACCUCUCUGCUUGUUUGCUUCAUGGCCUAUUUUGGGGUCUCUGCAGCUUUAACACUUAUGAUGCCUUACUACCUCCUCGAUGAAAAGAGCCCCCUUCCUGUAGCAUUUGAGUACGUCGGAUGGGGUCCCGCCAAAUACGUCGUGGCUGCGGGCUCCCUCUGUGCGCUGUCAGCAAGUCUUCUGGGCUCUAUGUUUCCUUUACCCCGAAUUCUGUUUGCCAUGGCCCGGGAUGGCUUACUCUUUAGAUUUCUUGCCAAACUGAGUAAGAGGCAGUCACCAGUUGCUGCCACACUGACCGCAGGGGUCAUUUCUGCGGUGAUGGCGUUUCUUUUUGACCUGAAGGCACUCGUGGACAUGAUGUCCAUCGGCACUCUCCUGGCCUACUCUCUGGUCGCAGCCUGCGUCCUCAUCCUCAGGUACCAGCCCAGCCUGUCGUACGAGCAGCCCAGAUACUCUCCUGAGAAAGAAGCUCUGGAGUCGUGCGCCGGGGCGGACUCGGAAAGCGCGUCCCAGGUCACCAUGCUGCAGGGACCUGGUUUCAGCCUGCAGACCCUCUUCAGCCCCUCGGCGCUGCCCACAAAGCAGUCGGCUUCUCUUGUGAGCUUCCUGGUAGGAUUCCUGGCCUUCCUCGUGUUGGGCCUGAGUAUUCUGACCACGUACGGAGUCCAGGCCAUCGCCAGGCAGGAAGCGUGGAGCCUGGCCCUCCUGGUGCUGUUUCUCGUCCUCUGCAUUGCCAUCGUCCUCACCAUCUGGAGGCAGCCCCAGAAUCAGCAUAAAGUAUCCUUCAUGGUCCCAUGCUUACCAUUUCUGCCGGCGUUCAGCAUCCUGGUGAACAUUUACUUGAUGGUCCAGCUGAGUGCGGAGACUUGGAUCAGAUUUAGCAUUUGGAUGGCGCUUGGUUUCCUGAUUUACUUCACUUACGGCAUUCGACACAGCCUGGAGGGGAAUUCAAGAGACGAAGAUGAUGAUGAAGACUCGUAUUCAGACAACAUUAACGCAGCCACCAAAGAAAAAGCUGCCAUUCAAGCACACGACCAUCACCAAAGAAACCUCAGUUUACCUUUCAUACUCAAUGAAAAGACGAGCGAAUGCUAACGCUUGUAGGAGCCGAACAGGUCAUAGUCUUAAUGUAUGUAUCCUACACUGAGCAAACCGGCAGGAUGUCAUCAUCAUGCUAACUUGUCAUGGGUUUGCUGCAGACAUAGUUCACCCUAAUUUAUACUCCCCUGGACAGCACCUCCUCAGGUGGUGGAUUACACCUGGGGAAACCUGAGCUCUCUCCUAGUGCUAUCUCCCAGCGUGUGUGCAUGUGUGUCUGUGUUGGUAGAAGUUGUUGGUGUUUUACUGCUAUUGCUUUCCAUUUUUCCAGUGUUUGUCAUGAUUUGGGGUCAUAUGGUACACAUACUGAAAUGGAGGCAAUCACUGAAUCAAAGAGUGUUUUGUAUGUGCGUGGUAUUGUCAGGGAAGUGACUGUUGCUUGUCCUUGUUAGAUUUCAUCAAUGUCAACUUAGAACAGGCCACAGAUGCAGUUCCUCAUCUGGGAGUCUGUCAUUGGUCAGGAGUAAGAGGAGGCGGUAAGACAUGAGCCUUUUCUAUAACUUACAAAUGCCAAAUUACAAAUUACUUUUAAUUCCAUCCUUGUUCUAAAAGUCACUUAAAAUAAGCCAUUAGCAUCUCCCAGAUCACACAGCUGGUGGAAUGGUUCAUACUUUUCCCCAUUAUUUAAAAACUAAUCAGAUAAAGAAUUCACUCCUCUCUUUCUACCAUUAUUUUGUCUUGUCCUGGAGAUGAGGGCUACAGUAGCAAAUUCUAUCUUUACUACAUGCAAAAGAGGAAAAAAUGAAGGGAUGAAAGAAAAAAAAUUCCUCUGUUCUAAUUUUAAAGUGCCUAUUCAGAUAUUAAAGAGCGUUUGGCUCAAUUCAAGGCAUUCAGAUCUGAUUUGGCUGUUUCUUUUGGAAACAUUUAGGGAUGUUUUUCAUCCCCCACCCCAUAGUAGUUUAGCACUUUUAAUUUCAUUUAUUUUUAAAUGGUCACACUAAAGCUAUUCAUACAAGCUCCAGUAUUCUAUCAGUGGUUGGCCAAUAAAAUAUUUUGGUUAAAUACAUGAUUGUUUAAAACUUUAAGUUAAAAAAUUAACCAAAUUGAAGCUAUAGAAGACAGUAACCUUUCUAUGAGUAAAUAAUUUGUUUUUUGUAAGAUUCUCUAAAUACUAUAUUUUACUUUGUAGGGUUCUCUCAUGAUAGACUAUUUAUCUGCAGUGUGAUUUGCUUCUCAUGAAUUGUUUUUCUUACAAAUCAUUAAAUGGUCGACCAGUUGAGAGCAAAGGCUCAAUACAUGUAUAGCUGGGUUGCAUUCCCGGGACAAGCGCUGUCCAGCACACCAGAUGGCCAGCCUCAUCCAGAAACAAGGAAACGUUUCUGACAGCCCUUCUAAGAGAUCAGUUAUUGUAUUGAUGCUAUUAAAAAGCCAGUCGUGAUCGAAUUGUCUAACCCUGACUUUGUUGUGGUUAAAUAUCAAACCAGCGGGUAGAAAGCCUGGGUUCUGGGCUGCUAGACUCCUGGCGUCCCUGACAUAGAACUCAGUGCUGACAUUCCACAAUUCCCGGGUGUUCAUGGCAAAAUCUGCGGCUGAGAAUUCUCUUCCAAGCUGCGUGUUUCCCUGGAAAGGCAGGUGGUAGAGGAGACUUGUACGGACUGUAGCGAUGCUCGGAGACCUUUGCUAUCGGAGCCGUGAGAACCCCUUAUACCCCAGGAUCAAUCUAGAAUAGGCCCUUCGCACAGAGAACGUGAGGUACUGCUUAUAUGAAUAUUUAACUCUUUUGUUGUAACGAAAUCAAGAAAUCUGUUUAGAAUGUGAUAGGCAGCUAAAACUGUUAUGCCCCACGUGUUCAUUUACGAGCAGAAUUCAGUUAAAAAUUAUUUUUCCACUUUGAAACACUUUGCAAACACAAAUGUCUAUGUAGAGAUGCUUUGUCAGUGACUGUGUGUUUUUUUUUCCUUCGAAGACUCAAAUGUGUAUCUGUAUGUGCGAGGGUGUAUAUAUUAUGUAUAUGUAUAUGUAUGUCUGCGUAUUUCAAAUGUGAGUGUAAAAGUCAGUUGGGUUUAUGUUGGGCUUUGGAAAGAAUACCUUUGUGUGGAUAAAAAAAAAA
Messenger RNA from Myotis davidii, 4113 nucleotides. RefSeq names its product solute carrier family 7 (cationic amino acid transporter, y+ system), member 2 (gene SLC7A2). Bases 87 to 2060 code for a protein of 657 amino acids. Gene Ontology annotation, molecular function: amino acid transmembrane transporter activity. Gene Ontology annotation, cellular component: plasma membrane. Gene Ontology annotation, biological process: transmembrane transport; amino acid transport. The record is from RefSeq and is a predicted model, not a curated record. Lineage: Eukaryota; Metazoa; Chordata; Mammalia; Chiroptera; Vespertilionidae. The transcript is spliced from 12 exons.